GAAAAACAACAACCCAGCCUCCGCCGCGAGUCCACCGUCCGUCACGGCGACAGAGAGAGAGAAAGUGAAGGAGUGAAGCAGCAAAAUAGAGAAAAGAGAACGUAGCAACCCGCCACUAGCAACAACAUCAUGUCGAAGCUGUCGUUCCGGGCGCGGGCCCUCGAUCCGUCGAAACCGAUGCCGAUCUAUCUGGCCGAGGAUCUGCCCGAUCUGCCCGAGUACUCGGCCAUCAACCGGGCCGUGCCGCAGAUGCCGAGCGGCAUGGAGAAGGAGGAGGAAUCGGAGCACCAUCUGCAACGAGCAAUAUGCACCGGGCUGAUCAUUCCCACGCCGGAGGUGUACGACUCGACGGACUCCGAGUUCUACGACAAGUACUAUCCCGCCGACUACAAACUGCCCAAGCAGCUCAUCCACAUGCAGCCCCUCAACCUCGAGCAGGACAUACCGGACUACGAUAUGGACAGCUCGGACGAGGUGUGGGUAACGUCGCACGGCAAAAAGCUCGACAUCGACCCGCUCAAGUUCGAGAUCAUGAUGGACCGGCUGGAGAAGAGCUCCGGCCAGACGGUGGUCACGCUGAACGAAGCCAAAGCCCUCCUGAAGCAGGACGACGAGGUCAGCAUCGCCGUGUACGAUUACUGGUUGAACAAGCGGCUCAAAACGCAACAUCCCCUCAUACUGUACGUGAAGACGGAAAACCGUGGCAACAUGACGCCAAACAAUCCGUACCUGGCCUUCCGGAGGCGCACGGAGAAGAUGCAGACGCGCAAGAACCGCAAGAACGACGAGUCGUCCUACGAAAAGAUGCUCAAGCUGAGGCGGGAACUCUCGCGGGCGGUGACGCUACUGGAAAUGAUCAAGCGGCGCGAGAAGCUGAAGCGCGAACAGUUGCACCUGAGCAUCGAAAUCUACGAGAAGCGCUACCAGGCGCAGGAUUUCCACGGCCAGCUGCUGUCCGAGCUAACGACCAGCGCCACGAGAGCAUCAAGACCUGCCUUCGCCCCGAUCUACUCGAACCAAUUCCCGUCGCUGGCGGGUGGCCAGGGUGUCAACGUUGUUGGCGGCACGGCGACCGGUAGCGGUGGUGUGUAUCUUCCGAGCGGUGGAACCUCCUCCCAGUACAAUGCCGGCGCCGGUAGCAGCCACAAGCGGGACAACGAAAGCCUGAGCAGUCGCAAGGAGAAGCGGCAGUACAAGAAGCGGAAGCUAAAAAUCCAAAAAGACCGUAGCAGCCUGGGCGGUUCCGGCGCGAGCGUCGGUACGGGUGGCCGAGGGGGCGAUGCGUUGGGCGGCGGUGCGAUGGGCAGCAGUGGAAGUGGAAGCAGCGGUAAUCACCAUCAUCAUCAUCACCACCAUCACCAUCAUCCACAUCAUCACCAUCCGCAUCUGCACCACCAUCCGUCGGUGGGUGGUGCGGGCACGGUGGGUGGAUCGAGAGACGGUUUGGUACCGGGCGGCCACGAUCAUCUGCACGCGGGCGGCGAUCACGUCGGGUCGUCGGACGACGAAGAGUUAGCCAAUCUUGCCGGUGGCACCUCACCGGAGGAGGAGUACGCUUAUGCAUUCCGGCGAAGUAAACACAGUCAAUACCACAGGCCUCGUGCCGAUGGUUACGGCAACUGGCCGUGGACGUCACGGGAAGAGAAUGGCAGUUCCGAUCCGCGGUUUCGCUUUACGUUGACCUCACUGCGGUAUCCCAGGCCACGCUGUAUAGGGUUCGCCCGGCGACGGCUUGGUCGUGGUGGGCGCGUCAUCAUCGAUCGUGUGGCAACCGAUCUGGAUGAACUGUGGUCUCGGCUUGACUACACGAUCGUCGAGAGUGAAACGAUCGCUUCGCUUACGGCGCGGCAACACAGCGACAUCGUCGCAGCAACGGAGGCAGACGACGAGAGCGAAGUGGUCGGUGACCUGCGGCGACCGAUGAACCAGUCCAGGCGUACCGCUAGCGUCAGCAGUAACUGUAGCGUUACGGGUGACGUGGGUACACCGACGAGUGUGGUUGUGUCACUGAAACCUCCGCGCCAGCUAACGUUCGGGCUGACGCAACCGCUCGUGAAUGGUGGCGAUGCAGGGUUGGAGCCUCUUGGCUUACUCGGCAAAGAUCCAUCGGUCGACGAUCGGACGAUCAUUGAUGGUGUGCAGCGGGUGCGCCGGAGGCUAGUGCUAAAGCAAGAGUACCCCGAGGUCGCACCACCGCAGGUCGCAUCCGACGGGUACGACGAGUCGGACGGUGGCGACGGCAGUGAGCAACAGUUCCUCGCCUCGAUCGGUCUGAUGAACAAGAUGAAGGAAGCGGCCCGCCAAGUGUUGAGCGAUAUGCACGACGACGACGAGAGGGCCUUGCUGGCGGUGAGAGCGCGCGAUGAAGUGAGCCGGCGGCGAAGGGUGUGUCCCACCGACGGGCGGACAUUUCCUCCGGCGAUGGGCGACGCCGGGGAAAGCGAAAGCGGUAGUGGUGGUGUGCAUAACUCCGAUUCAAUUGUGAUAAAAAGUGAAGAAGAUGCAACGAUGGCGGCGGCGGCGGAGAGCUCCGGCGGCGGUGGGAUCGAGCCGGAAGACUUCGAGCAGCUGAUCGACAGAGUGAAUAGCAUUAAGAAGGGGCCGCGGACGGUGCUAGUGAGGCGAAGUAAUAGUAUUAGUAGUUCCACCGAUCCGACCCCGACGGACGGGGGCCGGGGUGAGGUUCGGGUGAGUGAAGAAAGUGGCGCGGUGACUGGCGACGAUGGUGGCGCCGGAGGAGGCGGAAAUUCUCCUUCGCGGCUUCACGAUGCAACUCGCGAGGACAUCGACGCCGUGUAUAAGGAUCUGCUGAACGACAUCCAGUCGAACUGGCUGCACUUUCGUCCGAAAACCCCGUCACCCUGUCCGGAUGAUCUGCUUACGCUGGAAGAGGACGACGAGCUGGAGGCCUGCAUCGGGUUGACGGAUCGGAACCGGAUCACGCUGGAACUGCAAGCGCUCGAUGAGGGGCUCCCGGAAACGAUCUUUGCCAAUCGGUCCGGGUCGCUGUUCCGGACGGUUCCGUAUGCGCUUGACAGUCUGCUCGAGCCCCAUCCCCUGUCCGUGACGAGUGAUGAGGUUGAGUCAGAGGAUGCCACCGGCAGUGGUCUCAGGGCCGAGGUGAAGUUGGAAACGACCGGCUCGGGUGGGGAUCACAAUGUCACCACCGGCUCGGAUGCGUCUUCCGCGGACCUCAACCUCGGUCUGGGACUGAACGAGUCGCACGAGGACAGUGAGAAGAUGUUGGACAACAUACUGCAGGAGUGUGCGGUCGAAGAUCCUAAAUCGGUGCACCAAGCGAGCAGCUUCUGGAACGGGCUGCUCGACGACGGCGGUGUCCCGACCGGUCUCGAGGCGGACGGCCAGAAAGGUGGUCGAGUGCGGGAAGCGGAAGUGGUUGGCCGGUUGGGGGGUGGCACAGCGAAGCUCGGCUACCACUGCGAUCUGGUCGGUUACGGGCGUUCGGCGGUGGCGGCCGAACGGCGACCGGGCAAGAGCAAGCGGCGGAAGGUGCUGAAGCGGUGCAGUUACCUCGUCGGUAGCAGCUACUUCACGGUCAAGAACCUGCCGAAGGAGGAAAUCUUCCAACCACUGCUCGACGCCAACGGGGAACCGAUUUGCUUGGAUCCGGUGGAGCCCGACGCGCAGGUGGCGGCGACAGAGCUGCGUGACUGCUCGGCCGUCCCCAUCGACGAUCUGCUUCCGCCCGGUUCGGUGCCGGAGCGAGACGUGAUGGAACCGGUCGAGAUCAAGAUGGAAGAGGACGUGUUGCAGGGAGCGUCGUCCCUAGACUCACCGCUGCCGCCCAUUUCCUCGACGUCACUCGUCGAUCGGAUCAAACUGGAGCCACCGGAUGAGGUGAUCAGUCGGGGUGGAACGGCAGUGAGCGAGACCGGCGGAGCGCUAGCACCGGGUACGAUACAAUUUUUGCCCUCCUUCGGAGGAUCACCCACCGUUACGUUGCCCCCGACGACCGCCACGAUCAAGCUGGAAGCUCCGACGCCCGUACCGUCCUCGUCCUUUAACCACAUCAACGCGAUCGCCAGCCCGGCCACGAUCGUGGUCUCGCAACCAUCUUCGACCGUCUUCUCCACGUCCGGCGUCCCAACGAUGGUGUCGGUCUCGUUGGCGCAAGGGGGUCCGGCCACGCUCCACCAACUGGUACCGACGUGCACGACGUCGUCACUCGGUACCACCAUGUUGGUCAUGCAAUCGAUGCCACCUGCUACCGUGGCCAGUAUCAGCGCCGCAAACAACAGCAUCAUACAACAAGCGGCGUCCCCUACCGUUUCGAUCGGUUCCGCAUCCGGCCAGACCUCAUUUCUCAUCACAAACAGUGGCAACAGCGGCACCGGCGUUAACAGCAGCACCGCCGGAAGCGCCGGUCUCGGAACGUCCUCCGUUUCGCAAUCCAUCGCUGGUUCGAUCUUGCUACAGUCAUCCGCGGGUGGUGCGGUUGUUUCAUCGUCUCCUUCUCCUGCCUCUACCACGCUGGCGUCCUCCAGCGCCACCACGUUGCUCUCUUCCGGGACACCGAUCGUCGUGACGGUUCCCCCGCUGCCUGCUGGGGGCGCAAGUCAGCAGCAGCAGCAGCACACCGUCGUGACGCACGUGCUGCCGACGAGCUCGAACAGUGUGGUGCCGACUACGGCGUCAGUGACACCGAUCGUCGUAUCGGCCACUGGCACCGGUGCCAGUGGCGUCGGUACCACCACGGUGCAGUCCGUCCUGCAGGCGGCCGCUCAAAGCGGGGUCAGCGGCAACAGCUACAUUCUGCAGCACAACUCCACACCGAUCGUGCUGUCGCACCAGCAGAUGCAGCAGCUGACCAGCGGCGGCGGUGGUAACAUCGUGACCGUCGGUGGCCAGCAGAUGGUCACGGCCAAGCAGCAUCACGGCGAAACGUACGUUCUGACGCAGUCGUCGCCGCUGAAGAAGCAGAUCAAUGGUCCCACCGAUGGUAGCAAAAAUUCCACCAGUGCUGCCGUUACCGCGCAAAACAUCGCCAACCAGAAGUUCCACGCGCUGCUGAGCCAAAAGCUGAGCCACAAGCCGACCGACCUGAACAAGAAGCAGCUGGAAAUGAUCCGCAAAGCGCUCGUGGCCUCACCGAAAAUGAUCGUUAAAUCGGCGAACCAUCCACUGGCCCAGCAGCAGCAACAGCAACUGCACGGUGGCGUUGGCCCCGCCGGCGGGUUAUUGACCGGGCACCAUCAGCAAACGGUCCCCGGCCAGCAGCAGCAACAGCAGCAGCAGUACAACGUGAUCCACCAGAACUCGCUCAACUCGCCCAUCACGAUCGUGUCGGCCCAAAGCACCGGGCAGCCCGGGACGCAGAACAAGAUCAUUCUCACUUCCUCGCCGCAGCUGCUCCAGCAAGCGACCACGGUGGGAGGAGGGGCCACGGCGGGUCAGUUGCUGGCGGCGGCAGCUUCGUCGCAUGGCAAGAUCCAGCUCACGACCGUACAGCAAAGCCCGCAGAAUGCCGGUGCCGGAGUAGGUGGCGGUCCAGGUGGCGGCGGCGGUGGACCGACGCUAUUGACACUCGAUCAGUCGGGCCAGGGCACGGCCACGGUCGGUACGGUGCAGCAGCAGGUCAAGCUGGACAAGAACCGUAUCCUGUACGCGACCAACAUCAAGAACAGCCGAGGUCAGUUUUUGGCCCAGCUUAAUCCGAAACUCGUGAACAUCAUUCAACCGAUGCAGCAGCAGAAACUCAUCAACAGUGUCACCCUCCAGCAGCAGCAGCAGCAGCAACAGCAGCUGCAACUGCACAACCAGAAUGCGGUCAACAGUUUGCACGGCACGACCACGACGACGACGAUUUUGAACAGCAAAGGACAAACGGUCCAGCGUAUUCCGACGGUCAGCAUCCGUACGCAGCAGCAACCGCUUCAGCAGCAGCAGCAACAGCAGCAGCAACAGCAGCAACAGCAGCAACAAGGGUCACAACAGGCCACCCUCCUGGACACCGGUCCAACCCACACGGUCGUGGUGAACAACGCGAACAACAUCAAGUUCAUUCAGGCGGCUGCGGCCGCUGCUGCUGCGGCAGCCGGAGGCAGUGGCAAUGCCGUGGUGAGCACCAACAGCAACAGUACCGGCGCGCGACUGGUCAGUGUGUCAUCGGCGGGAACACCGACGGUGGUGUCGAUCUCUUCUGCUGGCGGCACUAGCAGCGGACCGGAAGGUGGAACUGGUGGCAGCGGAACCAACUGUACCCAGCCAACGCCAACGUCCGUCGGUGUGACGAACAGCAACCCAUCGACGGGGGUUGGUGGAUCCCCUGCAACUACCACUGUCGCCCCGGUCGCCAUCACUGUGUCAGCCACGACGACGACGAGCGCCACAACCGGCUCCACGGUCGUCAGCGGUGGUAUCGGGUGCAGCAACGGUGGCGGCGGCGGCGCCGGUGGCAAAUCCAACCCUCCAGCCAGUAUAAAUAUUACCAAUAGCAGAACCCAGACCCGGAUCGGUGAAAAAUUGAUAAGAAUUAGAUCAAAUUUGGCAACCACGAACCACAAAAAAACGGAUUGA
This is a messenger RNA of Anopheles cruzii, 6537 nucleotides long. RefSeq lists its product as uncharacterized. Gene Ontology annotation, biological process: regulation of transcription by RNA polymerase II. The record is from RefSeq and is a predicted model, not a curated record. Gene Ontology annotation, cellular component: piccolo histone acetyltransferase complex. Bases 130 to 6537 code for a protein of 2135 amino acids. Lineage: Eukaryota; Metazoa; Arthropoda; Insecta; Diptera; Culicidae. The transcript has 13 exons.